Molecule: messenger RNA, 1915 nt
Organism: Trichechus manatus latirostris (Florida manatee)
Lineage: Eukaryota; Metazoa; Chordata; Mammalia; Sirenia; Trichechidae
Gene: DAPP1
Product: dual adaptor of phosphotyrosine and 3-phosphoinositides 1
Exons: 9
Coding region: 162-1004 (280 amino acids)
Source: RefSeq, a predicted model, not a curated record
AAGUUUCACUUCCUUGCCGGUUGGAGACUCACAGCUACAGCAGGCUUCUCUCUCACUGAAGAGCGAGAGAGUGUGAGGAGCACCAGAGCCAAUCUCUCUCUGUGUCUUCCCCAUAGCACCCCGCAGGGGCUCUGUGGAUGUGAGGAGGGUGAGGAGCGCGAAUGGGCAGAGCAGAAACGCUAGAAGGGAAGAUGAGUACCCAGGAUCCCACAGACCUGUGGAGCAGAUCGGAUGGAGAAGCCGAGCUGCUCCAGGACCUGGGAUGGUAUCACAGCAACCUCACCCGCCAUGCUGCAGAAGCUCUUCUUCUCUCAAACGGACGGGAUGGAAGCUACCUGCUAAGGGACAGUAACGAAAGGAUCGGGCUCUACUCUCUCUCCGUGAGAGCCAAAGACUCUGUCAAACAUUUUCAUGUUGAAUAUACUGGAUAUUCAUUUAAAUUUGGCUUUAAUGAAUUCCCAUCUUUGAAGGAUUUUGUCAAGCAUUUCGCAAACCAGCCUUUGAUUGGAAGUGAGACAGGCACUCUGAUUGUUCUGAAGCAUCCCUAUCCAAGGAAAGUGGAAGAGCCUUCCAUUUAUGAAUCCGUGCGGGUUCACACAGCAAUGCAGACAGGAAGAACAGAAAAUGACCUUGUGCCCACUGCUCCUUCUCUGGGUACCAAAGAAGGCUACCUCACCAAACAGGGGGGCUUGGUCAAGACUUGGAAGACAAGAUGGUUCACUUUGCACAGGAAUGAACUGAAGUAUUUCAAAGACCAAAUGUCACCAGAACCAAUUCGGAUCCUAGACUUAACAGAAUGUUCAGCUGUACAAUUUGAUUACUCACAAGAAAAAGUAAACUGUUUUUGCUUAGUAUUUCCAUUCAGGACAUUUUAUCUCUGUGCAAAGACAGGAGUAGAAGCUGAUGAGUGGAUCAAGAUAUUACGCUGGAAAUUGUCACAAAUAAGAAAAAAGCUAGACCAAGGGGAUGGCACAAUCCAGUCUCAGUCGUUUGUCUUUAAGUAGACCUUUCCUGACCAGGGAUGCCCUGCUCCAGGAACAGAGUGGAAUGUUCCCUGAUGCUAUGGUCAGUAGAAGACUUCAGAGGAAAGCCGAAUAACGAAUUUUCUUUAAAAACAAAACCAAAGCUGAUGCUGAUUGGGACCUUUCAGAACAUGUCACAUUUGCUGACUCACGGAAAACUGCUACCCUUCCGAGUUGUGGCCAUCUCCCUGAGAAUUCCUAAGCAAAGAGCGUUCUGAUAGAAACAAAUUAAACCACCACUUCCAGACUUGUUCAACGUUAGAGCAUACAAUAUGUGGUUCCCAAGCUUUUUGACGUUAGUUGCCUGGAACCCCACUGUGUUCUGGACAAUUCAUCUGACAUCAACAUUGUGUUAUCAGCAAGGAGAGAAACGGUUACAUACUUGAGGCUUAGACAGUUUCUUCAGAAAACACAUUGAGACAGUAAACAUCAAAGAUUUUUUUGGAGGGGAGGAGUUAUUUUUUGCUUUUUUAUUCUUUUUAAAAAAACAAAAGCAGUUUCCCAAAACUGGAAAAUGUUUACAGUAUUUAUUUUCUCUUUUUAAAAGGCUCAGAAAUCUAGUGGGUCCUUCACUUCUAAUGACUAGCCCCUGGGAACUAAGUAUCCAAAGACAAUUAUGUAGGAAAAUAAAGACAAAUGAAGGUACAAUUUUCAAAAUGUCUCUUAUAACCAUCUUGGAGGAAAUGUUUUACAGAGUGAGAAUUGAAGGGAGGGUAAUGAAGUAGUAGAUAACUUGUAAUUUAAUAGUAAUAAUAAUGUUGUUAGCAGUGCUCGAGUCUCCCUCGACUCACGGCAACCCCAUGCACAGUGGAACUAGAGGCUGUCUGGUCCUUUGCCAUCCCUAUGAUUGGUUAUGAAUUGGACUGUUGUAAUCCAUAGGGUUUUCACUGGCU